Messenger RNA from Xenia sp. Carnegie-2017, 5583 nucleotides. Its product is annotated as clathrin heavy chain 1-like. The transcript has 29 exons. Gene Ontology annotation, biological process: receptor-mediated endocytosis; intracellular protein transport. Gene Ontology annotation, cellular component: clathrin complex; clathrin coat of coated pit; clathrin-coated endocytic vesicle. Bases 294 to 5360 code for a protein of 1688 amino acids. Gene Ontology annotation, molecular function: clathrin light chain binding; structural molecule activity. The record is from RefSeq and is a predicted model, not a curated record. Lineage: Eukaryota; Metazoa; Cnidaria; Anthozoa; Malacalcyonacea; Xeniidae.
GGUCAAUCAUUCCCAUAAUGAUGUCACAAAAUAUGACGUCUUUCUCUGUUGACCCUGCAAUAUGUGGUGGUACCCCCGUGCAACAGAGUUGCUCACGUGGCACCUCCCUCAAGUCGAGGCUCCUUCAAGUCCUGCCUGAAGUUCGAGAGACAUUCGUCGACUUACUUUCCUUAUUUGUUGGUGUUCUUCUCUUUUAUAUUGAUUAAUUCAUCGUUUCUGCAGUAAAAUACGUCGAAGCAAAGUUUUUAUAACGAUCUAGUUUAUUUGUUUUGCCUGAUUUUUUGCUCAACAUCAUGGCACAAGUUUUACCAAUUAAAUUUCAGGAGCAUUUGCAGCUUCAAAAUAUUGGCAUCAAUGCAGCGAACAUAGGUUUCUCUACUCUUACCAUGGAGUCUGAUAAAUUUAUCUGUGUUCGUGAGAAGAUUGGUGAAACAGCACAAGUUGUCAUUAUUGACAUGGACAAUGCAAAUAAUCCAAUUCGCCGACCUAUCUCGGCAGAUUCUGCUAUAAUGAAUCCAAAAUCCAAAGUCAUUGCUUUAAAAGCUGGACGUACAUUGCAAAUUUUCAACAUUGAAAUGAAAAGUAAAAUGAAAGCUCACAACAUGACUGAAGAUGUUACUUUUUGGAAAUGGAUUAGUGUCAAUACUGUUGCUUUGGUUACAGAAACAGCUGUUUAUCAUUGGCCAAUGGAAGGUGAUUCGCAACCUCAGAAGAUGUUUGAUCGUCAUUCAAGUUUGGCAGGCUGUCAGAUUAUCAACUAUCGUACGGAUCAUGACCAGAAAUGGCUACUGCUCAUUGGCAUUCAGGCACAACAAAAUCGUGUUGUUGGAGCAAUGCAAUUAUAUUCUGUUGAAAGAAAAGUUAGUCAGCCAAUUGAAGGGCAUGCAGCUGCAUUCACACAGUUUAAGGUUGAAGGAAAUCCCCUUGAAUCAACAUUAUUUGCAUUUGCUGUUCGUGGCCCUCAAGGAGGCAAGUUACAUGUGAUUGAAGUGGGGUCACCACCAUCUGGAAACCAACCUUUUCAAAAGAAAGCAGUUGAAGUUUUCUUUCCUCCUGAAGCUCAAAAUGACUUCCCUGUUGCCAUGCAGGUUAGUCAAAAACAUGGUAUUGUAUAUCUCAUCACCAAAUAUGGUUAUGUUCAUCUUUAUGAUGUUGAAAGUGGUACAUGCAUUUACAUGAAUCGAAUCAGUGGUGACACCAUUUUCGUGACAACUCCUCAUGACCCAACAAGUGGUAUUAUUGGUGUUAAUAGAAAGGGACAGGUUCUUGCUGUUAGCGUUGAUGAGGAAAAUAUUGUAUCGUAUAUCACCAAUGUACUUCAAAAUCCUGACCUUGCAUUGCGCAUUGCCGUACGAAAUAACUUGGGAGGAGCAGAAGAGCUGUUUGUGAGGAAGUUCAAUAACAUGUUCAGUAACAUGCAAUAUGCAGAAGCUGCCAAAGUGGCUGCAAAUGCACCGAAGGGUAUCCUUAGAACCCCUCAAACCAUCCAGCGAUUUCAACAAGUACCAGCACAACAAGGACAAACAUCACCUUUGCUGCAAUAUUUUGGUAUCUUACUUGACCAAGGACAAUUAAAUAAGUAUGAGUCUCUUGAAUUGUGUAAACCAGUGUUACAACAGGGUCGUAAACAACUGCUUGAGAAAUGGCUGAAGGAAGAAAAGCUUGAAUGUAGUGAAGAACUCGGUGAUUUAGUUAAACAAGUUGAUCCAACUCUUGCAUUGUCUGUCUAUUUACGUGCAAAUGUUCCACAUAAAAUUAUUCAAUGUUUUGCGGAGACUGGACAGUAUCAAAAAAUCAUCAUUUAUGCAAAGAAAGUGAAUUUCACUCCCGAUUAUAUUUUUCUUUUGCGGAGUGUAAUGCGUGUGAACCCUGAGCAAGGAAGUACAUUUGCAAGCAUGUUAGUUCAAGAUGAAGGUGAACCUCUUGCUGAUCUCAGUCAGAUUGUCGAUGUAUUUAUGGAAACAAAUCAAGUUCAAGCUUGUACAUCAUUUCUCCUUGAUGCUUUGAAAAACAACCGUCCAAAUGAAGGUCACCUUCAAACACGUUUGCUGGAAAUGAAUUUACUCACUGCUCCUCAGGUUGCAGAUGCAAUCCUUGGAAAUCAAAUGUUCACUCAUUAUGACAAAGCUCACAUUGCUCAAUUGUGUGAAAAUGCAGGCCUUCUUCAACGGGCUUUGGAACAUUAUACAGACAUUUUUGACAUUAAAAGAGCCAUUGUACAUACUCAUCUUCUAAACCCUGAGUGGUUGGUAAAUUAUUUUGGCACUUUGUCUGUCGAGGACUCAAUGGAAUGUUUGAAAGCAAUGUUAACAAAUAACAUCAGACAAAAUCUUCAAAUUUGUGUUCAAGUAGCCACCAAAUACCAUGAACAAUUAGGAACAACACAACUUAUUGAAUUAUUUGAAUCAUUUAAAAGUUUUGAAGGUUUGUUUUAUUUUCUUGGAUCAAUUGUCAACUUUAGUCAAGAUGCAGAAGUACAUUUCAAGUAUAUUCAAGCUGCAUGUAAAACUGGACAAAUUAAAGAAGUUGAAAGAAUUUGUCGUGAAAGUAAUGUUUAUGAUCCAGAGCGAGUAAAGAAUUUCUUGAAAGAAGCCAAGCUUACAGAUCAAUUGCCUUUGAUUAUUGUUUGUGAUCGCUUUGACUUUGUUCACGAUCUUGUCCUUUAUCUUUACCGAAAUAAUCUACAGAAAUACAUUGAGAUUUAUGUCCAGAAGGUUAAUCCAUCUAGAGUUCCUGUUGUUGUUGGUGGUCUUUUGGAUGUUGAUUGUUCCGAGGACAUCAUUAAAAAUCUUAUACUUGUUGUACGAGGACAGUUCUCAACUGAUGAAUUAGUGGAGGAAGUUGAAAAACGAAACCGUUUGAAAUUGCUUUUGCCAUUGCUUGAAGCUCGUGUACAUGAAGGCUCAGAAGAACCAGCUACCCAUAAUGCACUUGCAAAGAUAUAUAUUGACUCAAAUAAUAAUCCCGAACGUUUUUGUAGAGAGAAUCCAUUCUAUGACAGCAAAGUCGUUGGUAAAUAUUGUGAAAAACGUGAUCCACAUCUCGCAUGUGUUGCAUAUGAACGUGGACAAUGUGACAUGGAACUAAUUAAUGUAUGCAACGAGAAUUCAUUAUUUAAAAGCGAAGCGCGUUAUCUUGUCAGACGUCGUGAUCCGGAUCUUUGGGCAAAUGUUCUUGUUGAAGACAAUCAAUAUCGUAGACAGCUUAUUGACCAAGUGGUACAGACUGCCCUUUCUGAGACUCAGGAUCCUGAGGAUGUGUCUUGCACGGUGAAAGCUUUUAUGACAGCUGAUCUACCAAAUGAACUUAUUGAACUGCUUGAGAAGAUUGUUCUUGAGAAUUCUGUCUUCAGUGAACAUAGGAAUCUUCAAAACUUGUUGAUUUUAACUGCUAUCAAGGCAGAUCGUACGAAAGUAAUGGAGUAUAUCACUCGACUUGAUAACUAUGAUGCUCCAGAUAUUGCAAGUAUUGCUAUUGGAAGUGAAUUAUACGAAGAAGCUUUUGCCAUUUUUAAGAAAUUUGAUGUCAACACUUCCGCUAUUCAGGUCCUUAUUGAGAACGUUCAAAAUCUUGAUCGUGCUUACGAAUUUGCUGAGCGCUGUAAUGAACCAGAUGUCUGGAGUCUUCUUGCUAAAGCUCAACUUGAGCAGAGUCUUGUAAAGGAGGCGAUUGAUUCGUUUAUAAAGGCUGACGAUCCUUCAGUUUAUACUGAAGUUGUCGCUAUUGCAAGAAAAGAAGACAAAUAUGAAGAUUUAGUGAAAUAUCUUCAAAUGGCGCGAAAGAAAGCUAGAGAAGGAUUUAUAGAAACAGAACUUGCAUUUGCUUUGGCAAAAACUAACAGAUUAGCUGAGUUAGAAGAAUUCAUUUCUGGACCAAAUCAUGCUCAAAUAAAAGAGGUCGGUGACCGAUGUUUUAAUGAUAAAAUGUAUGAAGCAGCAAAAAUUCUCUACAACAACAUAUCAAACUAUGGUUGUCUUGCCUCCACCUUGGUUCAUCUAGGGGAAUUUCAAGCUGCUGUGGACGGAGCAAGGAAAGCAAACAGUACGAGAACGUGGAAAGAGGUAUGUUUUGCAUGCGUGGAUAGUGAAGAGUUUCGUUUGGCUCAAAUGUGUGGUCUACAUAUCGUUGUCCACGCUGAUGAACUGGAAGAACUCAUCAAUUAUUACCAAAACCGUGGCCAUUUCCAAGAGCUAAUUCAACUCCUGGAGGCUGCAUUAGGACUGGAACGAGCUCAUAUGGGAAUGUUUACUGAGCUAGCUAUCCUUUACUCAAAGUAUAAACCAAUGAAAAUGAGGGAACAUCUUGAAUUGUUUUGGUCUCGAGUUAACAUUCCAAAGGUGUUCUGCGCUGCAGAGCAAGCUCAUUUGUGGGCAGAGCUAGUGUUCUUGUAUGAAAAAUAUGAAGAGUAUGACAACGCAAUUCUUACUAUGGUUGCUCAUCCUACUGUGGCUUGGAAAGAAGCUCAGUUUAAAGACAUCGUCACUAAAGUUGCCAAUAUAGAGUUGUACUAUAAAGCUCUUCAAUUCUAUCUCGACUACAAACCUCUCCUGCUCAACGAUCUACUCAUAGUCCUCACCCCUCGAAUGGAUCAUACCCGUGCUGUGACCUAUUUUCGUAAAAUCAAUCAUUUACCGCUGGUCAAACCGUAUCUUCGUUCCGUUCAAAAUCACAACAACAAAGUUGUUAAUGAGGCGUUAAAUGAUCUCUUGAUCGAUGAAGAAGAUUAUAAUGGUCUUCGUGCAUCCAUUGAUGCUUUCGAUAAUUUUGACAACAUCGCUUUAGCCCAGAGACUUGAUAAACACGAGUUAGUCGAGUUCAGAAGAAUUAGUGCUUAUUUAUACAAAGGAAACAAUAGAUGGCAGCAAUCUGUAGAGCUUUGCAAAAGAGAUAAACUUUAUAAGGAUGCGAUGAUCUAUUCAGCUGAGUCACGUGAUCCUGAAAUAGCAGAAAAUCUUCUUAAUUGGUUCUUAGAGAAUAAAAAUUAUGAAUGUUUUGCUGCGGCGUUAUUUACGUGUUAUGAUUUACUGCAUCCAGAUGUUGUCCUUGAAUUAGCGUGGAGAAAUAAUAUUUUGGACUUUGCCAUGCCUUACAUUAUACAAGUUUUAAAGGAGUAUAUAAACAAGGUGGACAAUCUUGCGACGUCGGAGAAAGAACGCAAAGAUCAAGAAGAAACAAAACAGGAUCAACCAUUAGUGUUUGGCAGUGAUCAGUUGAUGUUAACUGCUGGACCAAAUAUGGCAGCAGCACCAGCUCCAGGAAUGGUACCAGGAAUGGCUCCAGGCAUGAUGCCUCCUGGUGGCCCUAUGAUGUACACAGGAGGCUAUCCACAAGCUGCGACUGGUUUCCCCCAGCAAUAUUAGGACGAAAUUUUAAUGUGUAAUAAUAUUUAAUUUCUUUUAAACUUUUGCAAUUGCUCAGCCUUCCCUCUCUAAGUGUGUAAAAUUGUUCAGGUUUUUGUCUCAGUUUGAUUAAAAAUGUAAAAGUAACUUAGAGACAACUGGAUCAUAUCCUACACGAGAAAUUCAAUUUUUGUUACUCAAUAAUAAUUAUGCAUGCGUCGUAAUAAAUUAAUUCAACUCUCAA